This is a messenger RNA of Paramuricea clavata, 5553 nucleotides long. The record is from the annotation of a GenBank genome assembly. NCBI's taxonomy places the organism in Eukaryota, Metazoa, Cnidaria, Anthozoa, Malacalcyonacea, Plexauridae.
UCUAUCUUAUGAUCGUUGACUGUAUUAAGUAAUAAGUAUAUGUUAUUUCAGCAAAUGGUUUCAUAUUUCCUUAUAUAUUGAAAGGAAAUUUUCUGAUCAAACAAUGUAACCCGCAAUGUGGGCUGUUCUGAAGGCAAACGCCGGCUUCCGCAAUUCAUUCAAAAUUCAAAACAUAAUCGAAGAUGAAAGGUUCAAGUUUUUUUCGGAAUUAUUUCAACUUUUUUGUAGUAUUUACGUUAUUACUGGAUUGUGCUAGUUCCCUGGAUAAUGGAUUAUCUUUGACACCGCCAAGUUAGUAUAAUUAUGUUUAUUUAAGGGCCUUUUAAGUUUUAAAGACGAUUUAUGCAACCUUUUUAUUACGACGCAAAAUUUGCUAAAAAUAGAAACAAUUCUAUUUGCAGUGGGAUGGAUGGCUUGGGAAAGAUUUCGAUGUAAUGUCGAUUGUGAUACAUUCCCAGAUACUUGUAUCAGGUCAGUGAACUGAUUGAUGUAAAUAGGUCAGAUGGAUUUGGUCAAAACAGACUGUAAACAUUUUACUAGGUUUGCAGAUGAAAAUUGCGAGUGUAAAUUUUUAAACAUUUAUUUGACCUAACCAGGAUCAGUGGCGAAAAAUACAACUAUAGGCCCUCUGGCGGGAAUUGAACCUGCAGCCCUGUGAUUCCGGUGCAGUGCUCUAACCAACUGAGCUACAGAGGCCAGUUGUUUGAGCUCUAACUGCAAGUUCAUGUGUACAUGCUAAGGUGAUGGCAUGGUUUACAUGCAUGGGUGCAUUCUGUGCACAAAAGUGCGAAGAUAUCCAGCGUGAGUUUGACAAAUUACAGUACUAUCUAUAGUUAAUGUUGGUGUAUCUCCGGCGUAGAGUUUACAUGGAAUGCACCCUGGUUCACAUGGUAAGGUGUAUGGGUAAAUAUCAGAAAAAGUAAAUCACACACAGCCUGUUUGAGUUUAAUUAGCUACUGUAGUUUGCUUAGUUCUUUAACAUCCACUCUUGUAUUAUAGUGAGAAACUUUUCAUGGACAUGGCGGAUCGUAUGGCAGAAGAUGGAUUCAGGGAUGUUGGUUAUGAGUAUAUCAGUAUCGAUGUAAGUUGCUCGUAAUAAUUUCAGCCAAUGCCAUUGCGAGGCAAAUUGCAGAAAAUAUUACAUUGUGGAACAGUACUGUGACUGUAUCAGAAAUGCAUGAUCAGGGAAGCAAAUGAAAACAUGGGCUCUAAAUUCUAGCAGCAUAACACCGUGUUAUGCUGCUAGAAUUUAGAGCCCAUAUUUUAUUCACACCUUUACUCUUUAGCUUGCUUAAAUGUGAAAAACCAUUCCAUUGUGUAAAGUGGGAAAUUACAUGACACCACAAAAUUAUUACAUGAUGUCAGCUGAAUUCAUGCUUUUGCCAGGAUUGUUGGAUGGAAAAGACUCGUGACAGUGAAGGGAGAUUACAAGCCGAUAAAAAGAGAUUUCCCAGUGGAAUUAGAGCAUUAGCUGAUUAUGUAUGUAUCAUGUGUUCAACAGAAACAAAGUAAGGCAGAUUAAUUUGGGUACACUACAGCCUAAUAAGUAUAAUGUAGCCAUUGUAAGAAAAUUUAUGAGUCUGGUGGGUUUGACUACAUCAUAGGCAUUCAUUCCAAGUGAUAUAAAAAAACUUGGCAUCUGGUGUUAAUAGCACCCUAACAUUCACCCUAACCCUAGCCUGUGUUCCAGUCCACUACCCCUGCAAUGAACGUCUGUUAAGUCAAACCAGAGUGUGGCAUUAAUCAUGCUAUUUCAACACCACAGAUCCAUUCAAAGAAACUGAAACUAGGGAUCUAUGCAGGUACUGUACACUAUCGAUGUUGACAUUUGAUGGCCAUGCUAUUUAUUUUGAAUAAUAUUUUCAAUAUUUUUCAUCAGAUUAUGGCACUCACACAUGUGCAGGAUAUCCUGGCAGUAUUGAUAAUAUAAUGCUGGAUGCACAGGUUAGAUCUUUGAUUGUGUUCGCAUCUGUAGUGUUGCUUAAGCCUGAAUUCAAACUAAUUCACUUGCAUCAUUUUAUGGUACUGAUUUUAACAACUUGAAUUUUAGACAUUUGCAAACUGGACUGUUGAUUAUCUGAAGUUUGAUGGAUGUUAUUCAGAUCCUAAAACCAUGGCUACUGGCUAUCCACAGAUGACAAAGGCACUGAAUGCUACUAAAAGACCUAUUGUGUUUUCAUGCAGUUGGCCUGCUUAUCUAAAUCCCAAGGUGAGGUGUGGUUUGAAAGAAAUGAAGAAAUGAAUGAAUGAAUGAAUGGAUGAUGGAGGAAGGGAAGGGAACAAACAAUGAAUGAAUGAAAGGAAGAAGGAAUUAGAAGGAACAUGGGGAGGAACAAAAGGAAAGGAAUGAGGGAAGGAAUGAACAAGCAAAUGAAGGGAAGAAGGAAUGAAUAAAGGAAGGCAAGGAAGGAAUGCACAAGGGAACAAACAAAGGGAAGGAAUGAAUGAAAAUAAUGAAGGGAAGAAGGAAGGAGGGGAGGAAGGAGGGGAGGAAGGAGAGGAAGAAAGGAACAAUAAAAAGCAAGGAAAUAAAAAAGGAUAACCAUUGAAUUAGACAAAUAAAUGUAGGAAACAGAAGGAAAGCAUGAAAAAAUGAAGGAAGACAUAGUGGUAGCAAAGAAGAUGAAGAAGUAUUGAACAUGAAUUAGCUCAGGAAGAUUACAGUACCUGUGAACUGUAGAGAUUAAUAAUGUAAUUAUUGUAAGCAAUGUUCAUGUUAUAAUUGUAGCCUGACUACCAAGUUGUGGCAAAGUAUUGUAACCUAUGGAGGAACUAUAAUGACAUACAGGUAUAAACAUUUAGAAACUUUAUAUAUUUUCUUUCUAGAAAUCUAUUGAUAAACUGAAUUUUAUCGCAAAUUAUAACUACAGUAGUUUGUACUAAAUAUUUUCUAUGUAAUCCAUUGGUACUGUACACUUCUUCUAAACACAAGUAUGAAAACAAAGAUUAUUACAUAUCAAGUACAGUGCAUGUCAACUAUUCACAGGAUUGAAGAAGUCAUUGACUCAGUAUAUGUCCUCGUUCAGGACUCGUGGGACAGUGUUUUAACCAUCAUUGAUUACUAUGCUGCAAACCAAGACGCUAUGAUCAAGGCUGCAGGUCCUGGCAAUUGGAACGAUCCAGACGAGGUUUGGAUGUCCUGUAGGGCAUUUUAUAGUUUUCCAUAAGAUGGUGUCUUACUUAAUCUCAUCUCAGUGAUUCUCAGAUCUAAGAAACUGGCUACCUUUUAUCUUUUAGCUUAUAAUUGGUGACUUUUCAUCAAGUUUUGAGGAGAGUAAAUCACAAUUUGCCAUCUGGGCUAUCAUGGCUUCGGUGAGACAGAAUUGAUAAUCACAAACACUUGAUCAUUAUUAUCAAUUGGUUAUUGUUAAUUAUAAUUAUUUCCUCUUCAUCACUCGCCUUUAAACAUGUUUAAUAUUUACAGCCUCUGAUUAUGUCGAAUGAUCUACGUUUACUAGCACCGGAGUUCAAGGAUAUUCUUCAAAACAAGUGAGUAUUUUCUUCGAGAAUUACAUCUUGUCAAAGAAAAAAAUUAGAGGGUGGAGAGAAAAGAAUAAUAGGAAGAAGAAAGAAAGUGUGUGAGGGAAAGGAAGGAAUAGAAGAGAGAAGGGAAAAGAAACGAAAAGCAGAAAUGAAAUAAUAAAGUUACGUGUUUAAACUUUUAAAGGGAUGUCAUAGCUGUAAAUCAGGACAAACUUGGAGUACAGGGAAAACGUGUGUAUAAGGUGAGUGAAGUAAAUGAAGAUUUCUGUUUGUUAGUUGAUGGAUCUAUCUGUACAUGUAGCUGCUAGUUUAUUUGUGAAACUUUUUUGUUUCGUCUAGUCAACCAGUCAUUAUGAAAUAUGGUGUAAACCUUUGGCUGAUAAAUCAAUCGCUGUGGUGUUAUUUAGUCGAAGAACAGAUAUGCCCAUUCAAAUAUCGUUUACAUUCAAAACUGUAAGUAUGAAAGUAUUUAUAAUAAUUGCCAAUUGGUUUGAUUAUUCAUUGACUGAGUAAAUGACAGAUUUGCGAUUUAUCAUUCAAUUUGUAUUAUUUAAAGGUUGGUUUUACAGGAUCCUCAGCGAAGAUCAGGGAUUUAUUUGCCGCUAAAGAUCUCGGAGUUUUUGAGAAUUCAUUCAGAGGUCUAGUAAAUCCAAGUGGUGUUCUAAUGUUGCGAAUGAUAGCUAAUUGAGACAUUGAUCGUGUUUAAUUGAGACAUUGAUUAUGUUUAAUUGAGACAUUGAUCAUGUUUAAUUGAAACAUUGAUCAUGUUUAAAUGAGACAUUGAUUGUGUUAACUGAGACAUGGAUCGUGUCUCAAUUUAUAUCGUGAAGUUCUAAUUUGGAUUGCUAAAACUUAAUUUUUAUAAGAAGCAAUAUAAAUGAUAUGAUUCAGUAAUUUUUUAAGACAAAUGUGUAAAUGAAUGCAAUUCUCCCAUGUAUAUUCCAGCAUGCGUUGUAUAAACAUGUAAGUCUGUUGUGGCACUACGCGUAUAUAAAUACGGAUUUAAGUAAAUAGAAUUACAUAUUGAGGUCCGAAUGGUGAGGGUUAUCAGUUACAAUGAGGGUAUUCAAUUUGAAAGCCCUCCUUCGUGGACUCGAAAUGUACAAUUUUCAGAAGCUGAGCGGAACAACAUCUCUCUGUUGCAAUCAAUAAUUCCUCUGUAUCGGAAUACAGUGUAAACCUGACCUAAAUACAAGUCAUAAAUCCUAGCCAAUUUUAUUGUCAGUUCCAAAUUGAUGUUUCCCUGUUUCGUUUUUGUCGCGUUUUGUACUUUUACUUCAUAGACAUGCGCAAUAAUGUGUUACUCUGUGUGGCAUUCCUCCCACAAGCUUACGGGUCGCAUUUUAUAACGUAUAUAAAUACGAAUACAAAACAGUGUAGAUUGAGGUCCGAAUGGCGAGGGUUAUCAACAAUAAUUUGAAAGCCUUGUCCUUGUGGCGGGCUAAAACAUCCUCGUCAAUCCCUUGACCUCUUUUGAGGCUCUUCGUUUUCCUGUGAGGAUAUUAGUAUUCGGUUGGUGUGUGUAGGGGACUGUAAUGCGAAUCUUUGGGUUUGCACUAUUUUUCCGCUAAGGUACUGGGCAAUCGCAUAUCCCAUAAUAAUGCACCAACCUGCGACAACGGAAACGAGUUGUGUGCUUGAUUUUAAUACACUGUAAACGUUAGGAUAAAAAGAGGUCAAUUCGGUUGGAGAGGGGUGUAAGUUUCCACAGGUCCGACUGAACCGUGCGGAGAUUUCCAACUCCCGAAGGAGUCAAUGUAGGAUAACCCUCUCCAGUUCGGACCUCGUAAGAACUUGUUUUGAUUUUGUAUUUGUAUACGUCGCUCUGUUCGUACGCGGCGCAUGUGGGACGUGCAACAACGAACCCAUCUGCGCAUGCCCAGUAGUUCUUUGGCGUACACGUUUUAUACGAAGCUCGUUUAUGAGAAUAUUUAACCCGAAAUUUAUAGUUAAAUUGUAUGAAUGUACCAAGAAUGUAAACUUCAGCAAAGGCUUUGGCAUUCGCUCGAAACAUUGAAGUUUUGUUUUUAUUUUUGAGGCAGUAGAACCCUCUCCAUCUGCAACUGGUGC